CACCACAACCGGUCAACUGUCAACUGUCAACACCUCUACCAUUGCCACAAGAGCGAGUGGGAGAGUGGGCAGAGGAACAUGGCAGAGAGACAGGGUCUGAGAGCGGAGUCCAGCCACUUCACCCUGCAGGGGGCCCCCUUUCGCAUCUUGGGGGGGUCCAUCCACUACUUCCGCGUGCCCAGGGGCUACUGGCGGGACCGUCUGAUGAAGAUGAAAGCAUGUGGAUGCAACACGCUAAGCACGUACGUUCCUUGGAAUCUACAUGAGCCUGAGAGAGGCCUUUUCAAUUUCAAAGACAACUUGGACCUAGAGGCCUUCAUCUCUUUGGCAUGUGAACUGGAGCUAUGGGUCAUCCUACGACCAGGACCCUACAUCUGUGCCGAGUGGGAUCUAGGAGGGUUGCCCAGCUGGCUCCUACGAGACAAAGAUAUGAAACUGAGAACAACCUACCCUGGCUUCACUAGAGCUGUGAGCUCCUACUUUGACAAGCUCAUACCCAGAAUUGCAAAUCUUCAGUUCAGCCACGGAGGCCCAAUCAUCGCAGUCCAAGUGGAAAAUGAAUAUGGAUCCUACUCUAAGGAUGCUGCUUACAUGAAAUACAUUAAAAAGGCUUUCAUGUCUAGGGGUAUAACAGAGUUGCUACUGACGUCAGAUAACAGGGAAGGCCUCAAGUGUAGUGGGCUAAAUGGAGUCUUGAGAACCAUCAAUCUCCAGAAGAUUUCAUACGGAGCUCUGCAGUCCUUGGCUGACAUGCAGCCUGAAAGACCGUUGCUUGUGAUGGAGUACUGGUCUGGUUGGUUUGAUGUUUGGGGCGAUUCUCACCAUAUCUUCCCAGCAGAAGACAUGAUUGCUGUGGUGACAAAGCUUCUGGAACGUGGUGCUUCAAUCAACCUCUACAUGUUCCAUGGAGGAACAACCUUUGGCUUCAUGAAUGGAGCAGUCGAUUUUGGCACCUACAAACCUCAAAUUAGCAGCUAUGACUAUGAUGCUCCCUUGUCAGAGUAUGGAGACUACACAUCAAAAUAUAACCUGCUCAGAGAGCUGUUGAAAACCUACAAUAGUGAGCCCUUGCCCGAUCUUCCACCUCUUCAAGGUAGACAAGCUUAUGAACCUGUGCUUAUGUCUCAUCACAUGUCACUGUGGGACUCUCUGGCCUAUGCUGAAAAGCCUUUCAAAUCAGAGGAGCCAAUCAGCAUGGAGAACCUUCCGGUCCACAAUGGCAAUGGCCAAUCAUAUGGCUACACACUUUAUGAGACAACCAUUCAGAGCGGAGGGAGCCUCAACUCACGAAACAACAUUCGUGAUAGAGCCUUGGUGUUUGUUGACAAGAAGUUCACUGGUAUUUUGGACUACAGGACACAGAGACUCACAAUACCAACAUCAAAGGAUACCAGGACCCUGAGUCUGCUUGUGGAGAAUUGUGGCAGAGUGAACUAUGGGGAGGCCUUGAAUUCCCAACGGAAAGGCCUUAUUGGGGAUAUUGUACUAAAUAACACUCCUCUGAAGGGAUUUUCAGUGCACUGUUUGGAUAUGAUGCCCAGUUUCCUAAAAGGAAUGCACGGGGGGAAAUGGAAGUCCAUGACAGAGACUACAACAUGUCCCGGGUUCUUCAAGGGCAUUCUACUUGUAGACGCCGGGGAACCUAAAGACACCUUCAUCAAAAUGCCUCAACAGGAAUGGAUGAAAGGAGUGGUGUUUGUGAAUGGGCAUAAUCUUGGACGAUAUUGGCAUGUCGGCCCACAAAAAGAACUCUACCUUCCUGCUCCUUGGCUAAAGAAAGGAAUUAACCAGAUUAUUGUGUUUGAAGAGCAAAAAUCUGCCGGGAGAAUUAAUUUUGCUGAGAAUCCAGAGCAUGGAAGAAUGAUUGAUGUGUCCAAACAUCCUUUCUGCACAAUUAUCUAGCAUAAAGAGGAUAAAUGCUCUGUCGAGUUUUGCUUCAACACUUGGGUCCAAAGAGUGAUGAUGAUGUGUUUUGUAUCAUAUUAGAGUCUUCAUGUGACCGAAUAACGUUCACUAACUGUAAUACUUUUCCUGCAAGUCAUGUUAACAUAAAAUAUGAAGACACAUUUUGGAAACAACAUGCCCUUGUAUCACACUUGUGCUUGUGGUCCAUAAUAAACAUAAACA
Messenger RNA from Engraulis encrasicolus (European anchovy), 2127 nucleotides. It is a transcript of the gene glb1l2, whose product is annotated as galactosidase beta 1 like 2. The transcript is spliced from 19 exons. Gene Ontology annotation, cellular component: vacuole. Gene Ontology annotation, molecular function: beta-galactosidase activity. Bases 79 to 1902 code for a protein of 607 amino acids. Gene Ontology annotation, biological process: carbohydrate metabolic process. The record is from RefSeq and is a predicted model, not a curated record. NCBI's taxonomy places the organism in Eukaryota, Metazoa, Chordata, Actinopteri, Clupeiformes, Engraulidae.